UUCCUCCUUCAGUGAGAGCAAUAUUUUUGUAAGCAUCAGCAAGAGACUCCCAAGCGGUUUCAGGCUGCUCUUCCGACGCUCUGUGCUGUUUAUUUCUCUUGGGGUCUUUUUGAAGUGUUCCCGUCAUGCCUACUACGGCCAUACCAUUUUAUCAGCAGAAGCAAAAACAUGUCCACCAUCACAGCACUAAGAAAGUGGUCCAGCACCACUCAUCAAGGAAAUCAAGCUCUAAAUCUGUGAGAAAGGAGCAGGCUGAAGCCAGCACGGCUAUGGCGGAACCAGCCUAUACAGUUCCAGCAUUCAAAGAGAGGAAUGCUGAUGAUGUCCCAGAGUAUCAGCGUGUCGCGGCCCACUGUGGCAAGGGAUUGGCUGAGCUGCAGAAGGAGCUGACCAGGAUUAAAGUGGCCACUCAUACCCAAGUGACAAGUCUUGCUAUUACAAGAGAGGUGCAAGAGAUGAUGUCCAUCAAGAAAAAGAUCGCUGUUUCAGCCGAUAAGGCCCCAGAGUUCCUGGUCGAGCUGAGGGCCCACACUCUGUGGGAGAAGAUGCCUGCGAAGCUCUUCUGCACUGUGGGAGGCAAUCCAGCUCCUAUUGUCAAAUGGUAUAAGGGGGACAAGCCUGUUGACCCACUCAGUGCACCAGGAAAGUACAAGAUGGAGAGCAAAUAUGGAGUCCACAGCUUGAUCAUUAGCAGAUGCACCGUGUCUGACACUGCUCAGUACAGUGCCGUGGCAACCAACACCCACGGCAAGGCCACCACCAAGGCCACCGUCACCGUGAAGAGACCGGCAGGAGUUGGAGACCUUCCCCUUCUGCCCGGCUCAGUGCCUAUUACUCCAACUCAUCCUAGCAAGCUGGACGUUACUUUGUUGGAGGCCUUUGGCGUGACCUUUGGCACUGAAGGCGGAUCAUGCAAACUGGUUGCCAACCUGGUUGUUGUCCCCGACCUGCCCAAUCUUCCUCCUGAUGUCAUGUGGUUCAGAGACGCGACUCUGCUGGCACCCUCUAAGUGGGCGGAGAUGUCUGUGGGUGGAGGGGCUGCCACGCUCACCUUCCCCCACCUCAACAAGGACGACGAGGGGCUGUACACCGUGCGCAUUUGGUGUAAGGAUGGGACCGUUGAACACAGUGCCUACCUCUUUGUGAAAGAUGCUGCUCCAUCUGUUGCCGGGGCGCCCGGUGCUCCCAUGGACGUGAAAGCCUCCGAUGCCAACAAGGAUUACGUCAUGGUGACCUGGAAACCCCCUAACAUCACCACCGAGGGUGCCAUCAAAGGAUACUUUGUGGACAGACGUAAAGUUGGCUCCACAGACUGGGUCCAAUGCAACGACUCUCCCGUCAACAUUUGCAAAUACCCCGUUAGUGGUCUGUCCGUAGGACACUCCUACCACUUCCGUGUCCGGGCCGUGAACAGCGUCGGAAUCAGCAUUCCCUCCAGGAGGUCCGAUGGAGUCUCUGCUCUUCACUCCGCUGCGGGCGAGGUUGAAGUGAUUAAAAUCGAUGGGAAAUAUGACAUUGUUAUUUACCAAGAGGACCUUGAAGGUUAUGUCACCCUGCCAGGCCCGCCCACUGAAGUGCAUGCUUCAGAGAUAAACAGAACCUUUAUAGUCCUCAGCUGGACUCCGCCCAACCCUUGUGGACGGGCGCCGCUGUGGUACCUCAUCGAGAAGUCUGUGGGGGACAGCCAGCUGUGGCAGAGACUGAACACAGCUGUGCAGUUGUGCUCCCCUCGCUACCCCAUUUUUGAUCUCGAGGACGGGAAAGCGUACCGCUUCCGCGUGACCGCAGUCAACCGAUACGGGCCCAGCGAGGCCUCUGAGCCGUCCCAUCUCAUCCAAAAGAGUGACCCCCAUGGGAGUGAGAAUGCUGUGGGUGUCCCCUCUGCACCUGGGAAGGUUGUGGCCACCAGGAACAGCAAAAGCUCUGUCUUCGUGCAGUGGGACGCCCCCAAGCACCCCAACAACCUCGUGGGGUACUACAUCGAUGCCUGCAUGCAGGGCGCCAAGGCGUGGGUGCCCUGCAACCACAGGCCAUACAAAAACACCAGGUUUGUGGUCCACGGUCUGGUGCAAGGAGAAACCUACGCCUUCAGAGUCCAGGCCGUCAACGCUUAUGGUCUGGGUGAGGAGUCCCAGGAGUCGGACCCUCUCUUUGUGGACGCGGCCCUCAAGGGUGUAUGGUAUGCUGCCCCCUCGGCCCCCCACGGCAUCACCAUGCUCAGCUGUGAGGGCUCCUCCAUGACCCUGGCCUGGAAGCGCCCCAAGAACGCCGGAGGCACCAAGAUCUCAGCCUACUACGUGGACCAGCGUGAGGCCUCCACACUCAGGUGGAGAGAGAUCAACACAGCCGCUUUAAAGGAAAGAGUCUACAAGGUCGAGAACCUCACUGCUGGAGUGGCCUAUGAGUUUAAGAUCCAGGCUGGAAACCUGGCAGGUGUGGGGGUUCCAUCUGAGCCCAGCAAACCUUUCCUCUGUGAGGCCUGGACCAUGGCUGAACCAGGCCCAGCCUAUGACAUCAAGUUCUCUGAGGUGCGUGACCACUCCAUGAUCGUCCAGUGGAAAGCCCCGGUGUUUGCUGGCCAGGGUCCCGUCACCGGCUACCUCCUGGAGAAGGCCAAGAAGGGCUCCAAAGAUUUUGUCGCCGUGACUGAAGGAGCAAUCAACCACCGCUUCUUUAAGGUGAAGGGUCUGGAAGCUGGAGCAGCGUAUGUGUUUAGAGUGCGUGCUGUUAAUGAGCAUGGCACCGGCAAGGCCUCUGCAGUCUCUGAUUCAGUGGUGGCCAAAGCCUUGGCAGGUACAAAGGAGAUCGUCUGUGGAGUUGAUGAGGAAAGUGGAGACAUCUUUUUGUCUUUUGACGCAUGUGAGAUCGCCGAGAGUUCCAAGUUUGUGUGGUCAAAGUCCUACAAAGAAAUCGCUGAUUCUGGAAGAGUCACCGUUUCAUCUAAAGGAAAACACUCCAAGUUGACCUUCACUCACCCCGAGGCAGCCGAUCUGGGGAUCUACUCCGUGGCUGUGACUGACACCGACGGGGUCUCUGCUAGUCAUAAGAUCACUGAGGAAGAUUUGAAGAAAAUGCUUGAACUCAGCUACAAUAUCAGACACCCAAUUGUCCCUCUGAAGAUAACACUUAGCUAUGAGGUCCUUGAGAAGGGCCAUGUGCGCUUCUGGCUGCAGUGCUUGAAGAUGUCCCCAGCCGUGUCCUAUCGAUUCAUCUUCAACAAUAAGGAGGUCGUCAACGGUGAGGGCAUCAAGAUCAGCCAUGAUGUUGCAACUGGUGUCAUCCAGAUGAUGGUGGAGCAUUUCACCAGAGACAACGAGGGGUCAUACACCGUUCAGAUCACCGAUGGAAAAGCCAAGAACCAAAGCUCCCUGGUCCUGGUGGGCGAUGUCUUCAAAGCUGCACUGAAAGAGGCUGAUUUCCAAAGGAAGGAGUUCGUCAGGAAACAAGGUCCUCAUUUCUCAGAGUACAUUUCCUUCUAUGUGGAAGAUGACUGCACCGUCAUGCUGACCUGCAAGCUUGCUAAUGUGAAGAAGGAGACCACCUUCCACUGGUUCAAGGAGGAUGAGGAGAUUGUCCUUGAUGCCGCACCAAAUGUGAUGUCUGGAAGUUGCACACUCCCUAUUCCAAUGUUCUCCAGAAAAGACCAUGGUGUUUACAAAGCCACUCUUAGUGAUGACAGAGGAAAGGACACAUCUGUGUUCGACAUUUCUGGCACAGUGUUUGAUGACAUCAUCAAUGCUAUUGCUCACAUUGCCGGCUCCUCGGCGUCUGAGCUCGUGCUCCAGUGCACUCCUGAAGGCAUCCGUCUGCAGUGCUACAUGAAGUACUUCACGGAGGAGAUGAAGAGCCACUGGUUCCACAAGGACGCCAAGAUCGCGUCAUCUGAGAAGAUGAGAAUUGGAGGCACGGCUGAAAUGGCCUGGAUGCAGAUCUGUGAGCCAACUGACAAGGAGAAGGGCCACUACACCAUUGAGAUCCAGGAUGCCACAAUGUCCCACAAUCGCACUUUUGACCUUUCCGGACAAGCAUAUGCUGAUGCAUACGCAGAGUUCCAGAGGCUGAAAGCUGCUGCCUUCGCUGAGAAAAACCGCGGUAGAGUGGUCGGUGGUCUGCCAGAUGUUGUCACCAUCAUGGAGAAGAAGUCCCUGAGCCUGACCUGCACAGUGUGGGGUGAACCCACCCCGGAGGUCACCUGGUUCAAGAACGAGCAAGAGGUGGUAUCUGAUCCACACAACAAGAUUGCUUUCGAGGGCGGCAAGUAUGCCAGUCUCAACAUCAACACCGUUACCGUUGAUGACUCUGGCAAGUACAGCAUUAAUGUACGGAACAAGUACGGCGGUGAGUUUGUGGAGAUCACCGUGAGUGUGUACAAGCAGGGAGAUGACGUCCCUGAACCCAAGCUGGGACAGAUGUCUAAACCCGGCGUCCCUCCCAAGUCUCCUGCCCCCGCGGCUCGCGUCAAGUCCCCAACUCCAACACCUCCUCCAUCUGUGAAGUCCCCAACCCCAGCCCCUCCCCCCGCCCGCGUCAAGUCCCCCACCCCAACCCCACCUCCAUCUGUGAAGUCUCCUUCACCUGCUCCUCCCCCCGCCCGCGUCAAGUCUCCUUCCCCAGCUCCACCCCCAGCUCGCGUCAAGUCCCCCACCCCAACCCCACCUCCAUCUGUGAAGUCCCCAACCCCAGUCCCACCACCAAAGUCCCCAACCCCACCCAGGAGUGCCAAGUCCCCCACCCCUCCCAGAUUUAUGAAGUCCCCCUCUCCUGCUAGAAAGUAAACAAAUGGUUUCCAUGGUUUUUGAAAGCCUGUGAAUGAUGGAGGUAUUGAUCUGGCUCAUUUGUAGCAUGAGCAGAAAACAAAAAAAAAAACGAAGGUUGAUAUCCAUCUUAGUACACCACUUACUAGUUUGCUAAGGUGGCCAUAGAAUGAUGUGUUCUUUAACGUAAAGAGCAGUGUUGGUCUGUUAGAGUGUUCAAUGACGGUCAGAGAAGUGUGGAGAGAGAGAGAGAGAGGGAAACUAACAAACACAAACAGUGCCUGCUUUGGACUCUACCCUACCCAGUCACCAGCACUUUGGUGAAAUCUGGCAAGCGUAAAGACUGAAGUCUGCUUUUGUUGUCAUAUGUUGUACUGUGCAAUGAAGAAGAUGGUUAUUGGGUCAAUUCAGUGUGGUUGCCCUUCAGAAAAAUAAAUAAUAUGAGCACUACUUGUGGAUUUAUUGGUCUCCAGCUGUGGUGAGCACCACUUAUAUAUAACAUGUAUCUUCCUGUGUCUUUGCUUUUCUUGUGUGCCCUACUCAAGGCUUUCUGUUUGCAAUAAACAUCAGUAAUCACCUUC
Messenger RNA from Clupea harengus (Atlantic herring), 5335 nucleotides. It is a transcript of the gene myom2a, whose product is annotated as myomesin 2a. The record is from RefSeq and is a predicted model, not a curated record. NCBI's taxonomy places the organism in Eukaryota, Metazoa, Chordata, Actinopteri, Clupeiformes, Clupeidae. Gene Ontology annotation, molecular function: protein binding. Gene Ontology annotation, biological process: sarcomere organization. Gene Ontology annotation, cellular component: M band.